UGGUUUUUUUCUCCCAUAGCUUUAAUAUUGAUGAGUAGGGCCAUAUGUCUUCUGUUUUUGACCUUGACCGGUCUAUCUUUCCCUGCAGUGUCAUCAAUUGUACUUUCUGGCCUCUGGCCUUCAUGAAUGAAAUUGCAUUCUCUCUCUGCGCGUCCCUCACUUGCUCUCUUCAGCCAGGUAAUUUGCGAUGGCUGAACCUUCUAAGGUCAUUCACGUUCGAAAUGUGGGGCAUGAGAUAUCUGAAAAUGAUUUGCUUCAGCUAUUUCAGCCUUUUGGAGUCAUAACAAAGCUUGUAAUGUUGCGUGCCAAAAAUCAGGCACUUCUCCAAAUGCAAGAUGUUCCUUCCGCAGUUAGUGCUUUACAAUUUUAUGCAAAUGUUCAGCCAAGCAUAAGGGGGAGAAAUGUUUAUGUCCAGUUUUCCUCACAUCAAGAACUAACUACAAUGGAUCAGACUCAAGCACGAGAAGAUGAGCCAAAUCGAAUUCUCUUGGUUACAGUUCAUCACAUGCUGUAUCCUAUAACAGUGGAUGUACUACAUCAAGUGUUUUCUCCCAAUGGAUAUGUGGAAAAGAUUGUAACGUUUCAGAAGUCAGCUGGCUUUCAGGCUCUCAUCCAAUUUCAAUCCUGUCAAAGUGCUAUUACUGCCAGAAGUACACUUCAGGGACGCAAUAUUUAUGAUGGUUGCUGUCAGCUGGACAUUCAAUUCUCAAACCUUGAUGAGUUACAAGUGAACUUCAAUAAUGAUCGGUCAAGGGACUUCACAAACCCAAAUCUGCCUACAGAGCAGAAAGGCCGAUCUUCACAACCUGGAUAUGGUGAUGCAGGAGUUGGAUUCUCACAGAUGACAAAUGCUGCUGCAAUUGCAACUGCCUUUGGAGGAGGUUUGCCUCCUGGAAUAACUGGAACAAAUGACAGAUGCAGAGUUCUUGUGGCAAAUCUCAACCCUGAUAGAAUUGACGAGGACAAACUGUUCAACUUGUUCUCCAUUUAUGGGAACAUUGUCAGAAUUAAACUUCUCCGAAAUAAACCAGAUCAUGCACUUGUCCAGAUGGGGGAUGGUUUCCAAGCUGAGUUGGCAGUACACUUGAUAAAGGGAGCCAUGUUGUUUGGGAAGCGAUUGGAAGUUAACUUCUCGAAGCAUGCAAACAUAACCCAAGGUGAUGAUACACAUGAGUAUGUGAAUUCAAAUCUCAACCGAUUCAAUCGCAAUGCUGCUAAAAACUAUCGGUACUGCUGCUCACCGACAAAGAUGAUCCACUUGUCCACCCUCCCGCAAGACAUUGCCGAAGAAGAGAUUGUUAGCCUUUUGGAGGAGCAUGGAACCAUUGUCAACAGCAAGUUAUUUGAGAUGAAUGGUAAAAAGCAGGCUCUUGUUCAGUUUGAGACUGAGGAGCAAGCUACUGAGGCCCUUGUGUGCAAGCAUGCAAGCCCCCUUUCUGGCUCGAUAGUCCGCAUCUCCUUUUCCCAGUUGCAGAAUAUAUGA
Lotus japonicus is the source of this 1483-nucleotide messenger RNA. Its product is annotated as polypyrimidine tract-binding protein homolog 3. Gene Ontology annotation, cellular component: nucleus. The record is from RefSeq and is a predicted model, not a curated record. Gene Ontology annotation, biological process: regulation of RNA splicing. The transcript is spliced from 15 exons. Gene Ontology annotation, molecular function: mRNA binding. Lineage: Eukaryota; Viridiplantae; Streptophyta; Magnoliopsida; Fabales; Fabaceae. The coding region runs from base 188 to 1483 and encodes 431 amino acids.